UUGUGACCCUUCAUUGUCCCCACGAAAACCUGUCCAGACCAGACCCACCUCUGACUGUAGCAGGUGUGGUGGGCGGGGCUUCAGGGCCUGCGAGUCCAGACUCAGGGCAGGAAAUCCCAGCUGGUCAUCCAGGUUAAUAAAUACAUUUCCGUGUCUCUGCUCCAGCUGCAGCAGGUUGAACAGUAACUUUGUUUUGUGGGAGACUCUUCCUCAUGGUCCAGGAAACCCGCAGGGCUUCGCGUCCAGACUCACUUGAAAACGCAUCUAAGUUGUCUUAAAGAUAAAAGUUGGAAAUGGACCGAUACGGAUACGUUAUUUAUUACCGGAGGAACCUGUUGGUGCUGGGAGUUCUCCAGGUGGCCUGCUCCGGUCUGUGCGUCGUCUGCGGGGUCAUAGACGCGGGUUUCCGGAAGGACACCCCGCUGAGCAGCACGAGGACGCCGCUGUGGGGAGGACUGGUCCUGGCCUGUCCGGGGGUUCUGGCUCUUUUUGCCUCUCAGAGGAAAAACUCGGUGCUGAUGAGGUUGAUGGUGGUGGCUGCAGGCCUUUCCUGCGCAGCUGCAGUCGUCAUCGCCAGUUACUCCAGUCUGACCCUCACCUACGGGGAGGAGGACCAGCACAUCGUCCAGCACCAAAGUUCUCAAGUGAUGUUUGUCAUUCACUGGAUGGUGAAGGGAGUCAACGCCGCCAUCCUCCUGAGCUGCACCGUUAGCUUAGCUGUCUCCUCUCUCAUCGCCUUAAUGGGAUGCAGGAGUCUCCUCUGCUGUGGUUUCCAUGACGCCAGAAUUGGACUGGAGACUCUGCUUCCUCACAGUGAUCCUGGGGACAUUGAGAUGGUGUGCAGUCUGCAAGCAGGAGGCGAUGGUGAGCUGUUCCUCUCUCUGGCUCCGUCAGUCAUCGGAAGCACAACUGAGGAAGAGGAGGACCCCUCCAGGCUGCCUCCUUACGCCAGGCUGAGCUGAUGAGACAACCAGAACUCCUUCAGGUCUCGUCUGUCGUUCAGUCUGGAAACAGCUGGAUCAUCAAACUGAAGCAGUGAGGUCCUGAAAACCACCUUUAAAGAUUUACCACGUCCAUCGUUUCUUUGUCCUCGUCCUCCCAGUGAGUCCAUCGUCUCUGUCCCUCGUCCUCCCAGCGAGUCCAUCGUCUC
Melanotaenia boesemani (Boeseman's rainbowfish) is the source of this 1150-nucleotide messenger RNA. RefSeq lists its product as uncharacterized. The coding region runs from base 294 to 962 and encodes 222 amino acids. The transcript is spliced from 6 exons. Gene Ontology annotation, cellular component: membrane. The record is from RefSeq and is a predicted model, not a curated record. NCBI's taxonomy places the organism in Eukaryota, Metazoa, Chordata, Actinopteri, Atheriniformes, Melanotaeniidae.